This is a messenger RNA of Oppiella nova, 829 nucleotides long. The record is from the annotation of a GenBank genome assembly. NCBI's taxonomy places the organism in Eukaryota, Metazoa, Arthropoda, Arachnida, Sarcoptiformes, Oppiidae.
AAAGCGAAACAGAAAGAAAAAAUUAAAUUACGAUAUCUUUUGCAGACUUACUAAUCGUAUAAACGGUUAAAUGUUUUGAAUUAUUGAUGAAAUGAAGAGAAAUGCCGUUUGAGAUGAAGAUUAGAGUGAAUGAUAUAUACAUAUAUUAAUACUUAUGAAUACAUAUGAAUACCGAAUUGAUGGUCAUUUGUGAAGUGAAAUCAAAGUAAACCCAAAUCCAGUGGUUUUGUGGAUCGAAAUGAUGGCAAUACGAAAGUUGUUUCGCCUCAAGACUGGCUCCAGUUCCCGAUCGGUGGGCUCUAAAGACAAUUCCAGUAAACGUUCAAAAAAGUCGUCGACGUCUUCGUCCUCUCCGUCAUCGCACUCGUCGUCUCCGACACCACACAACUCGAGCUCACAGUCGACUCGUAUCUGUUUAGUGAGCGGACACUCGACGGCCCGUAACCACCAAAUAGUUCCGACAAGUGAUCAGCCAAUGAGUCAGUCCGAGCCAAACAAGCCAUCGAUCAAACCAUCCAAUUGUACGAUCAGAUCGCGACGUCUUCUCAAAGAGUACCGCGAAUUAAGCCGUUCUCUACAUAACACCGACAAUGCAUUCACACCCUAUUCGGUAGACUUAGUCAAUGACUCUCUCAACGAGUGGAAUAUCAAAGUCUAUCAGUUCGACACCGACUCUCAGUUUUAUAAGGAUAUGCAAGAGUUAAACGUAGAGUAUGUGCUCCUAAACGCUACAUUCCCUGAGAACUAUCCGUUUGCCCCACCAUUCGUUCGGGUCGUCUCUCCACAUAUUGAGAAAGAUCAGGUAUGGGAGGUAUGGGACGUAUCCUAA